CACGCACUUGUUUACCUGGGUUGACUGUCUGACAUUGGCAUCAUAUUCCCUGCGUUGGCUCAUCUUAAUUGUCCCUCAUCAUCUUUCCUCCGUCCGGCUUUUUUAAUAGUAUCCUCCGUUGAAAAGUACAUACUUUUUACCUCUGUCUAUGUCCCUUUCCACCUUGCUUUAAACCAGGUGGAUCGAUCAGUAUAUUAGUCACGCAUCCCACUCACCAGGUUCCAACCGAGUGCUGAUUGCGAGAGAAGGAUGAGUUCAACAGUCUGUUUGACGGACACGUCCGCUAUACCAUUUCCCUCCAAGGGGUUCGCCUACGCACUCUCGUCUAACACAGCAGGUCGGCCCCUUCCUCACAUACCCCGUCGACCGCGGUCUUCUCCCAACGGUCAUGGCCAUUCUUAUUCUGAUUCGCACCUUUCGCGGAUGCGAGAACCUAGCUGUUUGACCUCCGCGAAUCCCUCUACGAAUCCCCCGUUACCUCCUUGCUAUGAGUCGGAUUCGAGUUCGUCGUCCACAUCUUCUGAUGGAAUGUAUCCCACUAUCAUUCCAUUCUCGAAACAUUCUCUCUCUCGACGUGCGCACGCGCAAGUUUCUACGGAGACGACAAGCAUCAGGGUGAAGGACAACGGUCCCGACAGCCCGUCACGUGAUGUUUCUGAUGAUGACACAUCCUUACGGAUCAGCGUGGAGAAGUGUGCCUUGGACCAGCCGGCUCCAAAGCAUAUUCGUCACGCUUCCGAGCCGGUGAAGGCGAACGCGCUUGCAGCGACUCCUCCCUCUAUCUCCCCGUCAGAAACCCGUACCAUACGCAAAAAAUCUGGUGAGCUAGUAAAGCCGUCGCUUAAACGACGCCCGCAGCUCUCCGUGGUGACAGGUGGUGCCUCCGCUAAGAGUGCACCAGCGACUCCGACAGCGACAAAAGCUGUGCACUUCGACUCUAAACUAGAACACAUCAAGUUGUUCUUAGCGGAGCAGAAGCCCCUGGCAGUUUCGCGGGAUGGUAGCCCGAAUAGCGAUACUAGUGGCACGGACGACUUUCCAUCUUUUAUCUAUGGCGAUCCUCCCAAGGCACAGAAACAGGUUCAGAUGAGUAUUCGUAAUAUGCCUCCUACGCCAAGGAAAACCGACGAUGUGGCGCUGCAAGAGCUUACUCUUUUGGAAGAUCAGCGGACUCUUCUUGGCAGAGUACGGGUCCGCAAUAUUGCCUACGAGAAGUGGCUGGCCGCGCGAUUCACAAUGGAUUGGUGGCAGACGACGAGCGAGGUGGCUGCGCGUUACGAGAAAUCGGUUGAAGAUGGCGCGUUUGAUAUCUUCACAUUUUUUAUUCGCCUACACGACAUAUGGAAUCGGAUCGAAGAAAAGUCCCUGUUUAUGGCGUUGCGGUAUGUGACCGGGGGUAAAGAGUUUUGGGAUAACAACUGGGGUCGGAACUAUCAUGUCAAGUUCGUUGCUAAUCCAGUCCCGCUAUCUGACCGGCAGAGUGGAGUUGCGGGUAAUGCAAGCGACGUGUCGAUGAAGGACUUAAAAAUGCGCCUCGAGGAAGUCGCAAGAACGAAGGCAGCACCCAGUGCUGCGUCAGCUUCACGGACACAAGCGUCUUUCGGCGCCAGUCCCACCUCUCCACCGUUACCCUCGCUAAAGUCGCUGUCGCAACGAUACGAUUUUGGUUCGGCGACUAAGUGGAAGUUGCGCCCCACACUUCGCCAUACAAGAAACCAUACAUACCCCGCUGCGGGAUCCCCCCCUCCCCAUGACCCCAGCCCAAUGGGGAGAAGCGUGAUUGAUGGCGAAAAUAAGCAAGAGGAAUCUUCGGACUCCUCGGAAGCGCAACCUCCGUCCACACCCUCGUCGUCGCCUCUGGUCAUGUGUAAAGAGACCCCUUCGUUACCUCAUGUGGCUGAUACCAUCGAGACUGGCCAUUCGGCUUCUGGUACUAAUCCGUUUGGUCGACCCCACCGCCCAGACGGACGUAAAAGGAAUCAUAUGCGAGGGUAUGUGGACCACGCUAUGCCCAGUUCCCCGACUGUAAAGAAGACCCCGGCUGGCUCGUCUCCCCAUACUAAGCCCUUGAAUGGGCUGAACCAAGGUCUUCCGCGGCUGCAUUCGUAUUCGUCUGCGGAGAAUUUACUGUCCAUGGAUCAUGCGGGUUCUCAGGACACGCAGGAAGAUGAGGAGACAGGGUCUGCCGAGGUCUCGCCGACGAACCCGCCUGCUGGGCCGGGCACUACCCAUGAAGAUGGCUCAGGUGCAUCGCCGGAUGAUGCCUACAAGCAAUUCGUUAACCAGUACUGUUUCUACACCGGGACAGACUCGCUACUCGAAGACUCGACCAGUAUAUAUCCACGCACUUCCCCUACGAUAACCUUCGAACAAUAUGUACUCUCGCAGUCACCCCCUGGCCAUACGUUUUCUCCUCAUAUCCGGGACUUGGCAACCUUUAGCCCUACCCAACCAAGCGGAACCGUGACUCCAACUGGCCCGUCGAUGACAUCCAUUGCGGGAUAGGCAUGAUUCUUGAGUCGCCCUGCAUUUUGGUCAUGGCGACGAAGACCGAAUAGACUCAUUUUCCUCAUUUUCUUCCAUGUCAUCAUUUACCCGACACUAAACCACCCACUCCCGCUCCCAGCGUUCCCAUGGGACGUAAUGCCUUCAGGGCCCACCUACCCUGAUGAUAUGAUCCCGAUUUCACGCACUCCACACGUUAUAUAGUGCAUGCAUACCGAUCCGCAUCCUCACGC
This is a messenger RNA of Pisolithus orientalis, 2738 nucleotides long. Its product is annotated as putative phosphatase regulatory subunit-domain-containing protein. Gene Ontology annotation, molecular function: protein phosphatase 1 binding; glycogen binding. The record is from RefSeq and is a predicted model, not a curated record. Lineage: Eukaryota; Fungi; Basidiomycota; Agaricomycetes; Boletales; Pisolithaceae. Gene Ontology annotation, biological process: regulation of glycogen biosynthetic process. The transcript is spliced from 4 exons. Gene Ontology annotation, cellular component: protein phosphatase type 1 complex. Bases 250 to 2505 code for a protein of 751 amino acids.